GUGAUGUUUCACAAAUGUGAAAUUUAGUUAAGAUAAUUCAUCUAGUAUUUUGUUCUUGCUUUACUUUUUGUCAUUUUAACUGUUUUUCAGGUCAUAGUUUUGUGGCGUUGUUUGAAUAGUCCGUUUGAACUUUUGCGCGGACAUAUUGCUGUCUUCCCAUUCUGAUGACGGAUGACCGUCCUGAUAUUGCGAGUUCUGAAAAUCGGAUUAUGAAAACUGAUGACGAGCGAGAUGUUAAAGGCAGUACUGUAGUGUCGGAAAGGAUGGUGUCUGUUAUUGAAGCUCCAGACUAUUUGGCUAGCUUCAAUAUCGAUACGGGUGGCGAAGCAGAGGAGUCCAGUAUGCCCCAUUACAUAGUCAAUUUAAAUAUGUAUAACACAAACACUGAUAUGGACGCUCUAACUACACUACCAAUUCAUGGUCAAGAUCCUGGUAUCGGUGAAUCAUCUGUCUCACUUCCGACUUCUGACAUGAAUUCACCCGUCAUUAUGAACGACAACGUUGGUUUGAUGUGUGGUGUUAAUUCGACAGGGCGAGGACAGCAGUUUUUCACACCAACUAUGCGUUCAAAAGCACGUGGUCGUGGACGAUUUUCUUCUGUUCCAUUGGAUGAUGUAAUGGAAAAGAAAAUAAGGACAUAUGAGGGAAAGGAUUGUGUACAAGAGCUAGGAAAGUUGUUAAAAUUGUUCCCUCGCUUUAAGAGGGCCUACAUUAAUCGAGUUUUCACGCGGAACAUGCUUAGUUACGAAAAGAGUUAUGAACAGUUAAAAGAAGAAGAUGAUCGAGAGCGUGAAAGAUGCUCAAAGGUCCGUCUUAUUCAAGCACCAAAGGCCGAGUCUAAACGACCAACAGAUUCGAAAACUCACAACCGUCCGGAAUUACCUCUUCAGUCACAAGCUUUCUUAUGUAUGGGACUGCCUUUGGGUCGUUGCCCUCCCCAUGUUGCCAACUCACUGUAUCGUCGAGUCAUUGUUACUCCUGAGGGGACCGUUGAAUCCGCUGAUGAACAUGAACAGAAGUUUUUGGACUCUACGGGUUUAUCAAGUUCUGCGCUGGAAACACCAUCCUCACACUGUGAACCACCGCGUCCCAAACCAUCAUUGUUCACUGGGCUGAAAAUAUCAUCUGUGUCGACUGUCUUGCCUCCGAUCCACCAACUAGCUGAAUUCAAACAGUCUCCACCUAGACCAUCAGAAGAACAGAUGUUAACAUCGGAUAACAAUGCUGAAACAUUGAAUUCCGAAGAGACAACUAUUCAACAAUCAGGCAACAAAUUCUUUCGUACAGAUCAUGUUAGUGAAGCACAAAAAAAGAAACGUGGAUACAUUAAUCGCGAGAUGCGAACUGCCACAGUUAGUACACUCGUUAGUCGAACUAGCAUUACAGCAUCAGCGGUGAAAUCUGAUUUGGAUAGUGAUGAUUCUAGUAGGAAACCAGGAGAUGCUGUUAAAUAUUUAGCCAAAGUUGGUGUUGUAAGUAAUUCAGUUAAUCGUAAACGUCCUACACGUCGUGGAAAAUCAACUCGUCAAAAAUCAACAGAAAUUCAGGGCGUCAAUAACGAAACAACCACUUCACCUGCUGUCGAGGUUAUUACGGAAGACGAUGGUCUUGAUCUAACUAAUGAAGAACGCCGUCACCUUCUAUCCUUUUUUAACGAUGCCGUAUUGGAAGAACUCACGUUGAUGCCAGGGUGUUCUCGGAAAACCGCACAGGCUAUUAUCAAUAUGCGCCCGUUUAAAAAUACGAAAGACUUGGUUUCUCAACUGUCGGGAGUUCGCCAUCUUUCCUCCAAUUUAUAUGAAUGUUGUAAAGAUAUUUUAGAAGUUCGUUCUUCAGUUAUCCGUUUACUAAAUAAGUGUGAGCGUCUAACUGAACAAGUUGCUAGUCAUGCGACACGUUUGCUUGAAAAUACCAUAGAUUUGCCUGAAAAUGCUAUCACUGAUCAAAAUCAGUCUGAUGGAGUUGAUCAUGAACAUGAUGACUUCACUAUAAACAAAGCAAAUGGUAAUCCUGUCCAACUAGUGACUCAACAGCCCGCUAUUUUAAACCCUUUGCGUGAAUUAAAACCCUACCAACUUGUUGGUUUGAACUGGCUUCGUCUACUACACCACGAACAAGUCAAUGGAAUACUAGCAGAUGAAAUGGGCCUCGGAAAAACAGUUCAAGCUAUUGCUUUCCUAGCUAGCCUUUGGGAAAGUGGAAAUCGCGGACCGCAUCUUAUCAUUUGUCCAAGUUCAACCCAGGAUAAUUGGCAGCGUGAAUUAAGCCUUUGGUGUCCUCACUUAAAAGUACUUGUUUAUCAAGGAUCUGCAGAACAGCGAAAAGCAAUCCGAUUGAAAAUAUAUGAAUCUGAGUCUCAACCGGAUUUUAAUAUACUUUUGACUAGCUAUGCUGUUGGUACAAGUGCUAUUGAAGACAGAGCUUUAAUGAAACGCAUCAACUUUCAUUAUGGGAUUUUCGAUGAAGCACACAUGCUAAAAAAUAUGACUUCUCAACGUUAUCGAAAUCUGAUGAAUUUUAGAGUUCAACGACGUUUACUUCUUACAGGUACACCUCUUCAAAACAACUUGUUGGAGCUCGUAUCUCUGUUAUCAUUUGUUAUGCCAGAAAUGUUCCUAAAAAGCACAGAUUUGCUGAAAAGGAUUUUUCAGAUUUACUCAAAACCCAUGAAUUCCCGUGAGGAAGAUCAGUCAGCCAAUAACACUCCUAUUCGAAGCAGUUUUGAAGAAGAACGCUUAGUUCAAGCUAAAAGUUUACUUCAACCGUUUUGUUUGCGACGAUUAAAAUCACAAGUCCUCGGACAGCUUCCUCCAAAAACCAGUGAAGUAGUUUUAGUAGCAAUGACGAAGACCCAAGCUACUCACUACCACGAUCUUGUUAAACGACUGCGUUCUCAGCGAUCGUUAAAAGACACAAACAGCAAUGGUCAAGAUCCCUCUCUUCUCUUGAAUAAUGAAUGUGAAGAUGGUGAUGAAAAUGCUGAUCCAGAUGCUAGUGAUCCAAAAGGUGAAUGUGCACCAAGAAAAAAAGCCCGUUUAGAUAAUUAUACUGCAGUAAAUGGAACAAAAUCAUUUCCUGUCACUUCUAAAUCCAUUUCUGAGUCUCUCCAGUCACCGUGCAACAUGGUUACGGCGUUGCGCAAGGCAGCAAAUCACCAGGCCCUUUUUUCUGGUCUUGCAUACACAGAUUCAAAUCUUCGGGAUAUUGCAGAAUCUUUGCACUUAGAUCCAAGUCACUCUAAUGCUGAUCCGAAUCUUAUUUAUGAAGACCUACUUGCAAUGAGUGAUCAUCAGAUACAUAAACUUUGCCAGUUUUACGAGGUUUUAUCACCAUAUACUCUUUCCCCUGAAUCGAUCAUUUCUGGGUCUGGAAAAAUCCAAUGGUUAAAUGACAAUUUGCCUAAAUUAGUCUCUGAAGGACAUCGUAUUUUGAUUUUUAGUCAGUUUGUCAUCAUGUUAGAUAUAUUAGAGGAAUUUUUAAGGAUAACUAACAGGCGUUAUAUACGAAUGGAUGGAUCAACUCCUGUCUCGGAACGACAAACAUUAAUAGAUCGUUUCAACAGCUCAUCGAUUGAAGUUUUUCUACUAUCUACACGAGCUGGUGGCCUAGGUAUUAAUUUAACUGGUGCGGAUACUGUAAUAAUACAUGAUAUCGAUUUUAAUCCAUAUAACGAUCGACAAGCAGAGGAUCGCUGUCAUCGACUUGGUCAGAAAAAUCCUGUUCACGUCAUACGACUAAUCUCUGAAGGUACUUUAGAAGAGGGUAUGCUGCGCAUUGCAUCUGAGAAAUUACAAAUGGAACAGAAUGUAACAGGUUGUGUGUCUGAACACAACACAGAACAGACCGAGGAAUCUGAAGACACUACUCGUGUUAGUUCCCGGAGUAGAAGGUCGAAGUCAACUAAUAUUUUACCAUGUUCCAGUCUAGAUGGUAUGACAGAAAAUGAAAAUGUUUUCAAAGUCCUUGGUAAUUGGAACUCAGCUGCCUCGGAUCUCAGUUUAUCAAUUGUGAAUCCUAUAUCAUCGAAUCGAAUUAGUGAACGAGAUGUUCGCUCCCUUCUUUCAGAUGCUUUAAAAUUGUAGCUAUAAACAUUUUCUACUUCUAAAUAUUCCACAAUUCCUCUAAGACAAAGACUUAUUGAUAUAUUUGUUAUAGUCACUGUUUUUACUGCACCGUCCCCUUGUAUUAGUUCAGCGAAUUCAGUGGUUUGAAUAUUUCUGCAUUGAUAUAAACCUUAACAUGAACGCAUGGAAAUAUUCGAAUUUAGUUUUUGUGAAUAUAUAUAGGAUGCUGAUGAUGAUUUCACGAAAAUGCGAAAACAGUGAAAUUUGUCUUCAUUCUUUACCCAUGUAAAUUGACUCCACUUUUUGGUAAAAAAAAGUUCUAAAUUUUACCUGUGUACCAUUUUUUUUGUUUUUCCAAAAUCUAUUUUUGCUUAAUUUGUUAUUUUUUACUUUUGUGCUUCGGUUUUUGUGUUUUCGUCUAUCUUGUUGAAUAUCAUACGCACAUUGCAUACGCAUAUUACUAAUUACUAUGUGAAUUUAGAAUUUCCACAGGUUCGUAUUCGUCUCACAUUUGCACUAAGUUAUGGAAUUAUGUCCGUUUACGUAUGUUUAUGUGUGUACACUAAGUAGUAAUUGUGAUUGGAUUAUUGAUGAGCUACAAAUCACCUAUAAGGUUUUAUCCGUCCAUCAGUCAUUUUAAUAGAUUAUAUAUAAACUAGAGAUAAUAGUAAUAAUAAAAGUAAUUGAUAUAACGUGACUUAAUUCAUUUCUGAGCAAUGUCAAGCUAUGUCGCAGUUAAUAAUGAUGAGACUCAUUGUAAAUCACUAAAUUUAAAUGGAACUAUGCAUGAAAACAAAUUUGUGACAAAUGUUCACUUAGGACGUAUCACAUUCAGUCGACCGAUUGCAGAUUGGGAUUCACUAAUGUCUAAACAUACUAACUCAAGCAUUAAGAAAAGUCAUUGUUGUUUAAAAUCAUUCUCAUGUAGUAAACAACAAUGGAAAUCAUAUUCGAUAUACUUUAUCAAGUCUAUAUUUCCAUGUAUUGAUAUUUUGACACAUUAUAAUUGGCGGUCAGAUUUUUUGAAAGAUAUCUCCGGUGGUUUGACAAUAGGCGUUAUGAAUAUCCCACAAGGUAUGGCGUAUUCAUUACUCGCUGGUCUACCACCUGUUUAUGGAUUGUAUAUUGGUUUUUUAAGUCCAUUGUUCUAUGCAAUUUUUGGACGUUGUACACAAUUUUCUAUGGGUACAUUCGCUGUUGUAAGCCUACUGAUUGUUGGCCCAAUUGAACAGCAUAGUUCAAAAGUCGCAGUUAAUCAUCAUAAUUCCAUCAUAAAUUCAAACUCUACACUAGUUGAAGAUAUAAUAACUAACAAGUUGCCACUACAAUAUUCAGAACCAAGAGCAAUUGUAGCCGUGACGCUUACUUUUCUAGUUGGAAUUAUACAACUUAUUAUUGGCUUUUGCCAGUUGGGUACAUUUACGUCAUAUUUAGCGCCAUCAAUGGUAUCUGGUUAUACAUCGGGCGCAGGUUUUCAUGUGUUAAGCAGUCAAAUCAGUUCAUUGUUCGGUGUAAAGUCUGCAAAGAAAUAUCAAGGACCUGGUUCAUUCUUUAUGGUCUAUGUGAAUUUGUUCAAAAAUAUACGUGAGACAAAUUUGUUCACACUACUUAUAUCUGCUGCAUCGAUUGCGUUCUUAAUGAUUAUUAAAUUUUGUGCUGAACCCCUGUUGAAACAAUAUAUAGAUUUGAAGAUUCCAAUACCCAGUGAAUUGAUUUUGGUUGCUUUAGGCACUAUAAUUUCUGGUACAUUAAAUUUACACUCUACUAAGAAUGUUUCAAUUGUAGGAUAUAUUGCGAGCGGAAUGCCACAGGUAACAGUACCCCAUUGGAGCAUAAUUCCAGAUUUACUUCCAGAUGCUAUUUUAAUUGGAUUUGUUAGUACGUUCCUGUCGGUUUCCUUAGUUAAAUUGUUCUCUUUAAAGUACAGAAAUAAAGUUAAUUUUAAUCACGAAAUCUUAUCACUGGGUAUUAUAAAUACAUUCACAUCAUUUUUCUCUUGUUUCGUCCAAUCUGGUAGUCUUUCUCGUAGUAUGGUAUUAGCGGGAACAAAAACCAGAACACCACUAUCAGGUAUAUUCAGUUCAAUGUUGAUUGUAUUUGUACUGUUAUUUUUGGGCCCGUAUUUUGAAGCAACUCCAUCAUGUAUUUUAUCUGCUAUAAUUGUGGUAGCAUUGAAAAAUAUCUUGACACAACCGAAGAAACUACCAUAUCUAUGGAAUACUUAUAAACCAGAUUUUUUUCUAUUCACUGUAACAUUUUUGGGCACUAUCAUACUUGAUGUAACUUACGGUCUGUUAGUUGGUCUAAUCUCUUGUCUUAUUGUAUUAACGGAAAGACAACGAAGCAUCAAACUACUGGAAUUGUGCAAUAUCUCAGGCACAGAACUUUAUGUUCAUAAACAUUAUGAACUAUUAACCAAAACGCAAAUAGAUAAAACUCAAUCUGAUUAUCUAUUGUCAUCGAUCAAAGCAAUACGUGUUCUAGGUUCAUUAAACUUUUCAUCAGCUGAAAACUUCACAAAUCGCAUUUACAAGACAAUUAAUAAUAUGAUGUUAGAUGAAGAUUUCAAUUAUGUUAAUAAUAAUGUAUUAAGUCAUCACAAUGGAAUUAAUGAUAAAAUACAAGAUGGGUAUCACAAUCAUUGUCAGUUAAAUGAAGCAUCUGUGAAUACAAAAGAUAGUAAGAAUAAUAUUUAUCAACUUUCGAAAAUUUUAAAUGAGAGAAACGGAACAAAAUCCGAUGAUAAUUACUUAUUGAGAAAUAGUAAUGUUGUCAGUAAAUCAAGUGAUACACUCAGGACAGAAAGAUGUAAUUUGUCUCAUCGUCAAACUGAACCAAAUCUACCUUCGUUACAUGUUGACCUGCAUGACUUUCUAAUGAAGCAUGAUGGGGAAAAAUUACGAAGAUUUCUUUUGUUGGACAUAUCUGGAAUUACUCACAUUGAUCCAGCUGGGGCUGCUGCACUCACAGAAAUACAACGAAAUUUGUAUAAAAACAAUCUCUUUGUGAUUCUAUGUGGAGAUCCAACUCCAUUCAAAUGUUUAUCUGCAUGUGACUGGUAUGUCUGUCCUGGUUUGAAAUCAAUCUAUCCUACAUUAUAUGAUGCUGGAGCUGUUUGUGUUAAGUUGCUUUGUCAAGAUGAAUCAAAUCCAAGGAGAAGCUCAGGAUCACGGGUAAAUGGUACGAAUAGCGAAUAAAAAACUCAAUAGUUUUUAACGGUACAUAAUUAAAUUACUCGAAAUAAUUUAAUAAUUAUAUAAUAAUCAUUGAAAAAUUUAUUUAAAUGAUUUAGAGUACAUUUUUCUCAUUAAUUAAUCAAUGUUAUAUUGAAAUACAAUAUUUCUAAUCAAUUUAUAAUUAAACAUUUUGUGAAUUAGUUCAAUAGUUUAUUGAUUAUUUUAUUGAUCUGUCUUUCAGAAAGUGCUAUUUACUUUAAUAUUGAUUCAUUUUAACUAAAGAUAAUAUUGAUCAUAAAACAAAAAAAAUCAAUAAUUCAUGAAUUUUAUGUUAUGUAUAGAAUACUAAUUCAAUGUAAAUCAUUUGACGUUUUUAUAAGUUCACGUUAAUUAAUAAAAUAAUUAUUAAAAAAAAUUAUUUUCGAA
Schistosoma haematobium is the source of this 7666-nucleotide messenger RNA. Its product is annotated as ATP-dependent helicase smarcad1. The coding region runs from base 165 to 4082 and encodes 1305 amino acids. Gene Ontology annotation, molecular function: chromatin binding; ATP binding; DNA binding. Gene Ontology annotation, cellular component: nucleus. NCBI's taxonomy places the organism in Eukaryota, Metazoa, Platyhelminthes, Trematoda, Strigeidida, Schistosomatidae. The record is from RefSeq and is a predicted model, not a curated record. The transcript is spliced from 32 exons.